CUACUUGACGCGAGUACAUGAGGCUCGACUUCCUCCGCCGUUGUACUUUGAUCCCAGUGGUGUCGAUCUCAGUUUGUUACUGGUUUCAACUUGGCAAGCACCUUCCUGAAUCACUCCUUUCACAUUAAAAGUCAUUAUUUGUGAUGUAUCUAAAACUUAUACCAGUAUUAUUCUUAUUGAUGGGAGUAUCUAUGGAACUUGAAGACAAGAAACCUGGAGACUCUGAUCCAAACAAACAACUGUAUAAAGAAUCACAUUUGGAUAUAUUUGCGAAAUUUCUUACCCAUAAAUAUGCAGAAGAUGGGCAACUAAAACUACCCGAGUUUACUUCACUUUGGAGCAAUCUCCUUGGAGAAGGCAAUGAUACUUCAACUAGUCCUCCAUUGGAUUCUCUGUGCAAAGAAACAUUGGGCCAAUCUCCAGUUUGCCAGUUAAUUAACAAAUGCUUGGGGCCCAAAGAGAUUUUUGCUCUGACCAGUAAGUCAUAUUUGGAUACGGUUGACUUAAAGAAUAUGUGCCCACUGAUAGUUUAUCAGCUGGAAUCUGGGAUUUGUCAGAACCGCAGAGAAACAAAAAUGAACCAGAAUCAUGAAAUUAAAGCAUCAGAAAACAAUAAGAAACCUACUCCACAUGAAGUGUGGGGAUAUGGUAUCCUUUUCGUUACGCUGAUCAGUCUGUGCUCAUUGGUUGGUGUGUCUGUCUUGCCAUUAAUGGGCAAGGCGUUCUAUUCAAAGUUGUUGACUGUGCUAAUCGGCCUAGCCGUUGGUUCGCUUUCUGGAAGUUCCGUUUUCCAUCUUAUACCGCAGGCAUUCGGCCUUAUGAACUCGGAUCCUGAUCACCACUACUUGCAGACAUCAGUUUUAUUAUUUUCCGGCGUCUGGCUCUUCUUUAUGAUUGAGCGCUUUCUCAAAAUUAUCAUGGACUGGAAAGAGAAGAAAAAUCAACUGAGACGGGUCAUAAGCAAUCCUGUUGCAACACUGGGCCUCAUUGCCGAAUCGCCUGGGCAGUCUAAUGCACUCAGUGCAGAUGUUGAGAAAAUAUACGAAUCACAAGAGCAAGUGAUAAAAGCCUCUUUCGGACAUCAAGCGAAACCACAAAGAAGGCAUAGCCAUGAGCGUAUAAUUCAUUACAAAACUGGUGAUUCUCCUAUAUCUUCAGUGGCGUGGAUGAUCAUCUUUGGUGACGGUUUCCACAAUUUCAUCGAUGGGCUGUCUCUAGGGGCUGCUUUUAAUGAGAGCAUCCCGACAGGAAUGAGUAUCUCCUUAGCCGUUAUGUGUGAGGAGUUGCCUCAUGAACUAGGUGAUUUCGCCGUUCUUUUGAGCGCUGGAAUGACGAUGCGCCAAGCUUUGAUCUAUAAUUUCCUCUCAGCCUGUACUUGUUAUUUGGGUUUGGUUUGUGGCAUCAUUCUUGGCGAGUUCGAGGCAUCCCAGUAUAUUUUUGCGUUGGCUGGUGGUAUGUUCUUUUACAUCGCACUCGUUGAUAUGAUGCCCGAAAUGAAUGAAGUUGCCGAAGAAGCCAGCCGUGAAUCAGUGUCCCAGGCACUCAAAGUGUUGACUUUGCAGAAUAUUGGCAUCUUGAGUGGUGUUGGUGCACUCUAUUUGCUCGCUAGAUUCCAAGAUCAGAUUCGGUUUGUGUGAAAGUAGUUUACGGUAAUUCUAAAUCUGCUCGUCCCUACCACAAUAUUUUCCUGAUUUUGUUUUACCUCCGUUCAGAAUUCCGAUGAUGCUGAAGGGAGCUAGUCACAGCAUUCUGACAGUUUGAACAUUUGAAUUCUGUAUAAAUAAGCAAUUAAUAGUUAAGUUCUUUUCCUCACAAGCAAACCGGUAUUGCCCCUUUGUUAAGUUAGGUAAACAAUCGUUGAAGUUCAAGUAUUUUGCAAAGCAGCAAAAGAGAUUUCUGUUCAAGUUGCCACGGCAUGAUAUGCAACUGCCACGCGUUAAAAUUCUGUUUCUGAAGACAACGGGUUUCUCUCGGAAUGUAUUGGAGUUGCUUGCUGGUCGAAAGCCUUAUGUUACACAGUAUAUGAAUCGCAUUUGACAACGCCAAUAAAUUAUUGGAUGUCUUUGA
Messenger RNA from Daphnia magna, 2067 nucleotides. RefSeq names its product metal cation symporter ZIP14. NCBI's taxonomy places the organism in Eukaryota, Metazoa, Arthropoda, Branchiopoda, Diplostraca, Daphniidae. The coding region runs from base 144 to 1637 and encodes 497 amino acids. Gene Ontology annotation, biological process: zinc ion import across plasma membrane; intracellular zinc ion homeostasis. Gene Ontology annotation, cellular component: membrane. The record is from RefSeq and is a predicted model, not a curated record. The transcript has 6 exons. Gene Ontology annotation, molecular function: zinc ion transmembrane transporter activity.